Messenger RNA from Aplosporella prunicola CBS 121167, 991 nucleotides. RefSeq lists its product as uncharacterized. The transcript has 2 exons. Lineage: Eukaryota; Fungi; Ascomycota; Dothideomycetes; Botryosphaeriales; Aplosporellaceae. Gene Ontology annotation, biological process: translation. Gene Ontology annotation, cellular component: ribosome; mitochondrial large ribosomal subunit. Bases 185 to 817 code for a protein of 210 amino acids. The record is from RefSeq and is a predicted model, not a curated record. Gene Ontology annotation, molecular function: structural constituent of ribosome.
CGAAGCUCACCUCCGCCGACGCCCAAGCACGCCCGCCGAUUCGCAUCCUGCCGACUCGCAUCCAGGCUCUAGGACGGGUUCAAGCCAAGCCAAUUGCCCGCCGAACCUCGAAUAUCUCGCGACCCACGCCAUCCUCUUACCCGCCUGAUACCUCAACCUCUAACCUCCGCACCACACCUCCACCAUGGCCGGCGCCCGCACAAAGUACCGCCACUUGUCGCGCAAGUCGUCGCACAGGCAGGCACUGCUGCGCAAUCUGGUGACGUCGCUGUUCGAGCACGAGUCCAUCUCUACGACCUGGCACAAAGCCAAGGAAGCCCAGCGUCUGGCCGAUAAACUCAUUACCUUGGGAAAGAAGAACACGGAAGCUAGCAAGAGGAGGGCAACAUCAAUCUUCUUUCGCCCCGUCGAACUCGUCCCUAAACUCUUCGGUCCCCUCCGCGAACGCUACGCCGAGCGUGCCGGUGGCUACACGCGCGUGCUGCGCAUUGAGCCGCUCAAGGAAGACCAGGCAGAGUCGGCCAUCCUCGAGCUCGUCGACUCGCCCAAGGACAUGCGGUUCGCCAUGAUGGCACAAACGCUCGCGCGUCAACGUAGCGAAAACAUUCCGCAAAACGACAUCACCAAGACCAACCUUAAGAAGGUGUUGCAGUUCCGGGGAGACAAGGGCAAGCAGGAUUUGGAGGAGAUGGUGCAGAAAUUCUCAAAGUUGAACGCCGAGGACAAGGGCGUCAAGGAGCCGCUUCAAGGCAAGGUGUACCCGGACCCGUUGAACAGGACCAAGGGCCGGAAGGGCCCUCUGUACAGGUGGGGUUAAUGGAUAGCAUUGGCAAUGUUUCGAAGUGAUGCAUUCAUUCUACAUGUACAAUAUGUAACCUCUGCUGAUUCCCGACAUCUCCUGUAAGUCGGAACGACGUUUCGAAGUCGGGCGCCCAGCCAUGGGUAAGAGCGAUCUUCGCUCAGCGCGAAAGCAGCAUUGGCACUGAAAAGC